This is a messenger RNA of Aspergillus wentii DTO 134E9, 769 nucleotides long. RefSeq lists its product as uncharacterized. Bases 183 to 593 code for a protein of 136 amino acids. Lineage: Eukaryota; Fungi; Ascomycota; Eurotiomycetes; Eurotiales; Aspergillaceae. The transcript has a single exon. The record is from RefSeq and is a predicted model, not a curated record.
GGAUAUGUAGCGGCAGGUAACGCUCGCUUACGGAAUCAAGAACAUGGCCAUAUUCAGAAAAGGCAUGGCGUAAGGUCUCAUCGGUGGUGUUCCAGGAAAGGUUUCUUGUGGAUUAAUUAAUGCGAGGUCAUUUGACUGGAAAUUGAUGACAGAGAACUUACCCAACAAAAAUUUUGGCAGACAUGAUGAACAGAAGGCUGCUGUAUAUUGCGGUAACAGUUGGGACGGAGGAAAUUGCAGAAAUGGAGGGGUAUUUAUUUGGGGGGCACGGCUCAGCUCAGCUCUUCAGCUCAGCUCAGCUCUUCAGCUCAGCUCAGCUCUUCAGCUCAGCUCAGCUCUUCAGCUCAGCUCAGCUCUUCAGCUCAGCUCAGCUCUUCAGCUCAGCUGAGCCUGCAUACCCCACCUUGAGAUCACACGUCCGGUUACCAGUCACGUGCUAUAGGCUUCUCCGAACCCGAUAUCUUGGCAGGACUCCUUACGUCACAAUUCCAAAGGCAAUAAAAAGAGUUGAAGUAUGUUACAAGGUGCAUACUAGACGCAUCGAGUGUCCUCCAUCAAGAUGGAUACAUCAAUACAGGUUAGUUUUCAAGUAGACCAUUAGAACGUGUAUACUGGCCAUCUAGAUAUCAAGCCAGACAAUGUUUUUGUUAACUAUAAGGAGGAUCGCAGUGAUAACAGGUUUUCAGAAGCUCAAAUCAGUGAUCUUGGCAGCUGUUGCCCUGCUGGCAGUCCCUUCGCGAAGCAUGGUACGCCUGUAGGAGCGGCCAUG